CAAAAAUCCGGGCUAUAAAUACAGAUCCACUGUUUAUAUCUUCGCUCUUCGCAUUUCUGAAGCGGAGCACUCGAAGCUGUCUCAGAGUUUUAUCGAUUUUUUCUCAAUUCACUUGCUAGCGAUACUUCACUUCUGUCACUGAAUUCCGAUCAAUAUACAGACAUUGCGGAACUAUGGGGGAGAUUAGGGAUACCCAGGUAUCAAGUAAUCCAGGUUUCAAAAGGUCAUCGAGAAGGAAAACAGGCUUAAAAAAUUACGACGAGAAUCUGAUGGAUGAGUUGAUAGAGAAACAAUUGGGUGGUUCAUUGAGGAAGAAAAAUAGGACGCAGGAAGAAUUAGAGAAAGAAACUGAGAUAGAAGCCAUGAUAGCAUUGUCAUUGGGGUUUCCAAUUGAUGAAUUACUCGAGGAAGAAAUUAAAGCCGGCGUCGUUAGAGAAAUGGGCGGGAAAGAGCAGAAUGAUUAUAUAGUUGUAAGGAACCAUAUCCUCGCAAGAUGGAGGGAUAAUGUUCAGUCAUGGUUGUCCAAAGGACAGAUAAGGGAAACUGUAAGUAAUGAAUAUGCUCACUUGAUAAAUGCAGCUUACGACUUUCUUUUGAACAACGGAUAUAUAAAUUUCGGGGUUUCUCCGUCCUUUGAGUCUGAAAUUUUUGAGGAAAAUAAUGAUACUUCUGUACUAAUAGUAGGUGCGGGUCUGUCCGGGUUGGCGGCAGCUAGGCAGCUUAGGUCCUUUGGUUUCAAAGUGUUUGUUCUUGAAGGUCGAAAUCGCCCUGGAGGAAGAGUUUAUACUCAAAAGAUGGGCGAGACGGGCAAGUUUGCUGCUGUUGAUCUUGGUGGUAGUGUAAUAACCGGUAUUGAUGCCAACCCUCUAGGAGUUUUAGCUCGACAACUCUCCAUUCCUCUUCACAAGGUUAGAGAUAAAUGUCCUCUGUACAGGGCUGAUGGGAGUCCUGUUGAUGAAGAAAUCGAUUCUCGUGUGGAAACGAUUUUCAACAAGCUGCUCGACAAAGUUACCCAGCUUCGACAACUAAUGGGUGGAUUUGCAGCUAGUAUUUCCUUAGGUUCAGUUCUCGAAACUCUUAGACAGUUAUACGCCGUUGCUAGAAGCCAGGAGGAAAGGCAACUUCUCGACUGGCACUUUGCUAACUUGGAAUUUUCGAAUGCCGGGAGCCUCUCUAACCUUUCGGCUGCUUAUUGGGAUCAGGAUGAUCCUUAUGAGAUGGGUGGAGAUCACUGUUUUCUUGCUGGUGGAAAUUGGAGAUUGAUUAGAGCUUUAUGCCAAGGAAUCCCGAUAUUCUAUGGGAAAACUGUUCAGACGAUUCGGUAUGGAGCUGAAGGCGUUGAGGUCGUCGCCGGAGACCAAGUUUUUCAGGCAGAUAUGGUCCUUUGUACAGUUCCCCUUGGAGUCCUUAAACAGAGAAGUAUACAGUUUGAACCGGAAUUACCCGAAAGGAAGCUAGCAGCGAUAGGCCGGCUCGGUUUUGGCCUGCUCAAUAAGGUCGCCAUGGUGUUCCCGUACAAUUUCUGGGGCGAAGAGUUGGAUACAUUCGGUUCUGUGAGAGAAUCGACUCACCGUAGGGGCGAAUAUUUUCUGUUCUACAGCUACCACACUGUUUCAGGUGCUCCCGUUCUUAUUGCAUUGGUUGCUGGAGAGGCCGCACAGCUUUUCGAAAACACCGAACCGACUGCUUCCGUUCGUCAAGUUUUGGGAAUUCUUCGCGGUAUAUAUGGCUGGAAAGGGAUCGAAGUCCCCGACCCAAUACAAUCGAUAUGCACAAGAUGGGGAGCCGAUCCUCUUUCCUGCGGAUCAUACUCGCAUAUCCAAGUCGGGUCAUCUGGCGUCGACUACGACAUCCUCGCUGAAAAUGUGGGAGGCCGUUUAUUCUUCGGCGGCGAGGCUACGACCCGGCAAUACCCUGCGACCAUGCACGGCGCCUACGUAAGUGGCCUUCGAGAAGCUUCCCGAAUCCUCCAAGCUACACGGGCUCGACGGCAACAAAAUCAUAUUCGAAGGUACCUACAGAAGAAUCCGGCGCCAAGCAUCGACGCACUGCUCACUCGUUUCAAGAAACCUGAUCUCGCAUUCGAAGGAUUUUCCUUCGUGUUUCCCCCGUCGGAAGACCCGAAAUCUUUGGGACUAAUGAUGGUGACUAUUGGAGAGACGGCAUCAUGCGACGGCACCGACGAGCGCGACCAGCCUUCAUCGAACCCGUCGCUGCGACUCUACGCGCAAAUUUCCCGAGAACAGGCGCUGCAGCUGCAGCAGGUCACCGGCGCAGGUUCGAAUAAACUCGGCUUCUUGUCGCGGAAUCUUGGCCUGAAGCUGAUGGGGGCUGACGCCGUCGCCGGUUUAGGUAACUCAUUGAAUACUCAGAUAUCGGGUAGCUCCGGUAGGGGUAGGGGUAGGGGCCGGCCUCGCAAACUCGCCGGGAAAGUUUGAAGUAGUUCCUAUGCUCGCCGGCGAGCGAAUUUUUUGUUGGUAGAAAACAAUGCUACUGCAAAUUUACGCGCACACGGCUGGGACCGGGCUGGGCCGUGUGCGUCGUUUGUUCUCUUUUCGAUUCGUGCCUAAAUUAGUGGUCGAACUAUUCGAACAUACGGUUAGAAAUAGUUGGACCCGUGUGACAUUAGAGAGAAAGAUAUUGUACAACUUGGUCUCAAAUAGUUUUUGUUUUGUUUGCU
Molecule: messenger RNA, 2680 nt
Organism: Andrographis paniculata
Lineage: Eukaryota; Viridiplantae; Streptophyta; Magnoliopsida; Lamiales; Acanthaceae
Product: lysine-specific histone demethylase 1 homolog 2
Exons: 3
Coding region: 174-2438 (754 amino acids)
Molecular function (GO): protein binding; oxidoreductase activity
Source: RefSeq, a predicted model, not a curated record